Messenger RNA from Esox lucius (northern pike), 3289 nucleotides. RefSeq names its product oocyte zinc finger protein XlCOF6-like. The transcript is spliced from 3 exons. Bases 240 to 2795 code for a protein of 851 amino acids. Gene Ontology annotation, biological process: regulation of transcription by RNA polymerase II. The record is from RefSeq and is a predicted model, not a curated record. Lineage: Eukaryota; Metazoa; Chordata; Actinopteri; Esociformes; Esocidae. Gene Ontology annotation, molecular function: RNA polymerase II transcription regulatory region sequence-specific DNA binding; DNA-binding transcription factor activity, RNA polymerase II-specific. Gene Ontology annotation, cellular component: nucleus.
UCUGCUGCGGGGCUGCAGCUGGAUGCUAUUGGCUAUCCCUGCUGUUUAAGGUAGAAUAACGAUUGGCCACUCCAUAUUACUGUAAAUUCCUCCUAGCUUGAAAUAAAAGAUAAACGGAGAACUAUCACUGAACUGGUUCUCCGUCACCCUGUUUACCUUGGAAUUACCAUUGAACGGAUCGUUGAGGCACGCGAGGAGUGGGAGACGGUUCUUGGAAAAGUGUACAACUUUCGUUGCAGAUGGAGGACAAACCCAGCCUGCUGCUCUCCUUCCACACUGAGCCUAAAGAAGAGUCACUGGAUUCUUAUUGGGACAGUGGAGCUCAAUAUUUGUUGGUGGAUUCAGAGAUGAAAUCAGAGGAGCUGGAAGACUGCAGUCAAACACUGGGGCCAAAUUAUAUUAAAUAUGAAGAGGAGAAGAAGAUUGGGGAUUUAACUAAUCAAGAUGAGUUUGCUGAAGUUGAUACAACUCCUGCACCUGGAGAGCAACAACUGGAAGAUUACAAAGAUAAGAAGUCUCACCUCUGCAUCCACUGUGGAAAACAUUUCCUUUCUAUAUCACUGCUAAAAAGACACAUUAACAUACACACAGGAGAGAAGCCCAACUCCUGUUCUGACUGUGGAAAGAGUUUCAUUUCAUCACAUGAAUUAAUUAGACAUGAGAAAUUGCACCAUGGAGAGAAGCCGUACUUGUGUUCUGACUGUGGGAAGCGUUUCAUUUCAUCACGUAAUUUAACUAGACAUCAAAGAUUGCACACAGGAGAGAAGCCAUACUCCUGUCCUGACUGUAGGAAGAGUUUCUCUCAAUUGGGUAACCUUAAAAUUCACCAGCGCAUACACACUGGAGAGAAGCCUUACUCCUGUCCUGACUGUAGGAAGAGUUUCUCACAACUAGGUAGCCUUAAAACUCACCAGCGCAUGCACAUUGGAGAGAGAGCUUUACUCAGUUCUGACUGUGGGAAGAGUUUCACUGAAUUAUGUAACCUUAUAGUUCACCAGCGCAUACAUACUGGAGAGAAGCCAUACUCCUGUUCUGACUGUGGGAAGAGUUUCUCUGAACUAGGUGUCCUUAAAUCUCACAGGCGCAUACACACUGGAAAGAAAGCUAUACUCUGUCCUGACUGUGGGAAGAGUUUCACUCAAUUACGUUACCUUAUAGCUCACAAGCGCAUACAUACUGGAGAGAAGCCAUUCUCCUGUUCUGAUUGUGGGAAGAGUUUCUCUUAUUCAGGCAGCCUUAAAAUUCACCAGCUCAUACACACUGGAGAGAAGCCUUACUCCUGUCCUGACUGCGGGAAGAGUUUCUCCAAACUAAGUAGCCUCAAAACACACCAGCGCAUACACACUGGAGAGAAAGCUUUACUCUGUUCUGACUGUGGGAAGAGUUUCAAUGAAUUAGGUAACCUUAUAGUUCACCAGCGCAUACAUACUGGAGAGAAGCCAUACUUGUGUUCUGACUGUGGGAAGAGUUUCUCUCAUUCAGGCAGCCUUAAUUUUCACCGGCGUGUGCACACUGGAGAGAAGCCUUACUCCUGUCCUGACUGUGGGAAGAGUUUCUCUCAACUAGGUAGCCUUAGAACUCACCACCGCAUACACACUGGAGAGAAGCCUUACUCUUGUCCUGACUGUGGGAAGAGUUUCUCUCAACUUGGUAGUCUUAAAACUCACCAGCGUGCACACACUGGAGACAAAGCUUUACUCUGCUCUGACUGUGGGAAGAGUUUCACUGAUUUACGUAGCCUUAUAGCUCACAAGCGCAUACAUACUGGAGAGAGGCCAUACUCCUGUUCUGAUUGUGGGAAGUGUUUCUCUUAUUCAGGCAGCCUUAAAAUUCACCAGCGUUUGCACACUGGAGAGAAGCCUUACUCUUGUCCUGACUGUGGGAAGAGUUUCUCUCAACUUGGUAGCCUUAAAAUUCACCAGCGCACACACACUGGAGACAAAGCUUUACUCUGCUCUGACUGUGGGAAGCGUUUCACUGAAUUACGCUGCCUUAUAGCUCACAAGCGCAUACAUACUGGAGAGAGGCCAUACUCCUGUUCUGAUUGUGGGAAGAGUUUCUCUUAUUCAGGCAGCCUUAAAAUUCACCAGCGUUUGCACACUGGGGAGAAGCCUUACUCCUGUUCUGACUGUAGGAAGAUUUUCACUCAUCUAGGUAGCCUUAAAACCCACCAGUGCAUACACACUGGAGACAAAGCUUUACUCUGUUCUGACUUUGGGAAGAGUUUCACUGAAUUACAUAGCCUUGUAGUUCACCAGCGCAUACACACUGGAGACAAGCCAUACUCCUGUCCUGACUGUGGGAAGAAUUUCUCUCAACCAAGUUGCCUUAAAACUCACCAGCGGGUACACACUGGAGAGAAGCCAUUCUCCUGUUCUGACUGUGGGAAGAGUUUCUCUUCUUCAGGCAGCCUUACUAUUCACCAGCGCAUACACACUGGAGAGAAGCCUUACUCCUGUCCUGACUGUGGUAAGAGUUUCUCUUAUUCAGUCAGCCUUAAAAAUCACCAGCGUCUGCACACUGGGGAGAAGCCUUACACCUUUCCUAACUGUAGGAAGAGUUUCUCUUUUCUAGGUAGCCUUAAAAUUCACCAGCGCACACACACUGGAGAGAAGCCAUACUCGUGUUCUGACUGUGGGAAGAAUUUCUCCCAUUCAAGCAGCUUUAAUAUUCACCGCCGUGUGCACACUGGAGAGAAACCUUACUUCUGUCCUGACUGUGGGAAGAGUUUCUCUCAUCUAGGUAGCCUUAAAUCUCACCAGCGCAUACACACUGGAGAGAGCCUUAUUCUUUAAUCUGUAUGGAUUACAUAUUAUUAUUUUAGAUUACAUUUGUAUACUCUUAUGCAAUUAGUCUUUUUUUAAGUCAAUCUGUGUUAGGAAUGACUAAAUGCUUUUAUUAGUUUCAUUGAUAUCUAAUAAAAAUUAAUUUAAAAAAUUCGGCAUUAUACAUGGUAUAGAUCCUGUUCUUUGUCUUCAUUGUGUUUGCCAAGGUAAAGUAAUGCUAAUGAAUAUUUUGGGGUGUAUUUUAGAAAUGUCUGCUAUUUGGAUGAAUUGUAAUGUAUCAAACAGUUAUUGGAGUCUGAUCUGUGUAAAGAAUCCUCCCGACACCAUGUGUUUUAUUACCAUUUAGGAAUAUAUUGUUAACAGAUACUCAUAGCACAUGUUUUUUGCUAUAGUGUGUUUUAGAUACUUCUGGUAUACUUUAGGAGGACAUUGAAAAUUGCUGGUAUGUAACUAUGAAAUGUAUUGUAACUUCAUUACUUCAUUACCAAAUAAAUUGUGUUACU